This is a messenger RNA of Lottia gigantea (owl limpet), 733 nucleotides long. RefSeq lists its product as hypothetical. Gene Ontology annotation, cellular component: membrane. The record is from RefSeq and is a predicted model, not a curated record. Lineage: Eukaryota; Metazoa; Mollusca; Gastropoda; Lottiidae. The transcript is spliced from 2 exons. Bases 155 to 670 code for a protein of 171 amino acids.
CAAUACUGGAAGGGAUUAUUGAUUUUUAAAUGCAUAUAUUUCGACUUAUAUUCAAAUUUUCAAACUUUAUUUCACCUUUCCUUAAUUUCACCUAAUUCUUCAUCAUUUGUACCUGGUUGACAAACAGCACAUAAGACAAGUUCAGGUAGUUAAUAUGUCACGAUUAGACGAUAUCAAUCAUCACAGUGAAAGACAACCCUUACAUAAGAAUGGUUUAGAUGAGAGUGGUCACCCCUUGGAAAAUGCAGACAAUGAUCAUGUUUCAGUCUCCUUAAUUCAACAUGGUCGUAUCACAGACAGAAAUGGUCAGAGUACAUACACAGGGGACUCCAUGUUUCAAACAGCUGAAAACCCAUAUCGUGACACCACUGAAUCAGAUCCAAAUUUACAAAGAAUUCCUUCUACAGAUCUGGUUCCAAGACCCUGGCAAAGUUUCCGCCAAGUUUUGAUUGUGUCAUACAUCAGUUGUAUCUGUUGUAUUUUUACUGGAUUUGCCGCGGUCAGAUACUCACAGCGUGCUCGUCGCCAUCAAAACAAAGGACUUAUGGGAAUGGCUCAGAAAGACAUUAAGAAAGCAGUCAUGUUUAUUUAUGCUAGUUUUGCCAUUGGUUUAAUGUUGAUAGUAUUUAUUCCCAUUAUUGCUGUUUGUAGCAGUAGUGAAGGUUGUUGAAAAGCUCACUUUAACAUCUCAGUAUCAGAAAAUAGUCUUGUUAUUAAGGUUUUUAAUGUAUGC